UUAAUUUAACAUGGACCCGCUGCAGUUGAUUUUGGCGCGCAAUUUCAAUUUAUGGACUUACGCUUGCGCAAUUCUUAAUGAGGAGACUGCGGUGACUGCAGCCAAAGCGUGGCUGCUUAUUCCAGCCCGGACGCCUAGGUGUCCAACAUGCAGAGGCCCCAUGUCUAGAGAGACCAAAAUGAGUUACAAGCUUAAGUACCGAUUAAGGUGCUGGAGGUGUGCUAGGGAGGGCAGGCCGUCCAUUAGGUCCCCUCUUAAAAAUACGUUUUUUGAGAGGGCCCACGUUAGCGUGUUAAACACGCUACGUCUUAUGGUACAUUUCUUGAGAAAGGAUAAAGUGUCGCAGGCGGCAAAAGAUGUUGGGGUUACAAAGAAAACGGCAAUCCAAACAUAUCAUUACCUAAGAGAGGUGUGCGAGGUGGCAGAAGCCCACGACAGAGACUUGUUAGGCGGAAGCAACGACGUAGUAGAAAUAGACGAGACACAUUUGUAUACAAGAAAAUACCAUAGGGGCCGGCUGUUAAGGCGGCAAACAUGGUCGUUUGGGUGCAUAAGCCGCCUUACCAGACAAAUACACGUAGAGCUAAUCCCAAACAAAGCGCGUACGACUCUGGACCCUAUAGUGGAGGCAAACGUUCGCACAGGGUCGUACAUUAUGUCCGACAUGCACCGCGCCUACAAUAAUAUACAUUUACGGUUGGGCAUGAGGGGUCACUCAGCUGUCAACCACAGCCUGAACUUUGUCGGGGGCACGGUUGACAUUCCCGUAGAUACCUCCCUGGGGGUACCGGCUCCAGGUGGGAACGUAAAGGUAAAAAUCCACACCAACACCCUGGAGAGGCAGUGGCUAGAACUAAAAAGGCAUUGUCGGACAUGUCGAAGCCAGCGUCGCCUUAAGUGGUACAUGGGAGAAUACAUGUACCGCCACAACAUUUUAAGACAGCUCCCAUCAGACGCGGCUCGAUUUCGCCGGCUACUAAGGGAUAUGCAUAGGGUCUAUCCCGGUUUAGGGAAAAGGGGCAUCAAGAGUAGAAACUGCCGGUGUAGCAGCCCCAAUUGUCGCCGUCGCAAUUAAAAUCUUUUUUCGUGCACCCGGUACGAGUAAUCUGCCGCCUGCGACCGACGACGCCAUUAAUGUAGCCGUCAUUUUUACAGCACCUCCACCCCCACGGUAUUCGGCCUCCACAAAUUUCCCUCUCGAGUCUCUG
Molecule: messenger RNA, 1208 nt
Organism: Spodoptera litura
Lineage: Eukaryota; Metazoa; Arthropoda; Insecta; Lepidoptera; Noctuidae
Source: RefSeq, a predicted model, not a curated record